This is a messenger RNA of Betta splendens (Siamese fighting fish), 2895 nucleotides long. RefSeq names its product ras-related C3 botulinum toxin substrate 3. The transcript is spliced from 6 exons. Lineage: Eukaryota; Metazoa; Chordata; Actinopteri; Anabantiformes; Osphronemidae. The record is from RefSeq and is a predicted model, not a curated record. Gene Ontology annotation, biological process: regulation of cell shape; regulation of actin cytoskeleton organization; motor neuron axon guidance. Bases 144 to 914 code for a protein of 256 amino acids. Gene Ontology annotation, molecular function: GTP binding; GTPase activity; protein kinase binding. Gene Ontology annotation, cellular component: cell cortex; plasma membrane; cytoskeleton.
CCCCGCUCGUCAUCGACCCCUUUCACUGCGGCUCCAUCGCCGAGCGGACUGGCCCGCUGCUCUCCUCCGAGACCUCGUCGCAGACCGUCGGAUCCAAUAAACCUCCAGCACCGGCUCCCGAAAAGCCUCCGGCUCGCGCACAAAUGCAAGCGAUCAAAUGCGUGGUGGUGGGCGACGGGGCUGUGGGUAAGACCUGUCUGCUCAUUAGCUACACCACCAAUGCCUUCCCUGGUGAAUACAUCCCCACCGUCUUUGACAACUACUCUGCUAAUGUGAUGGUGGAUGGGAAGCCAGUGAAUCUGGGCCUUUGGGACACAGCAGGGCAGGAGGACUACGACAGGCUCAGACCACUGUCCUACCCACAGACGGAUGUGUUCUUGAUAUGCUUCUCCCUGGUCAGUCCGGCCUCCUUUGAGAACGUCCGAGCUAAGUGGUACCCGGAGGUUAGGCACCACUGCCCAAACACGCCCAUCAUCCUGGUGGGCACCAAGCUGGAUCUGCGGGACGACAAGGACACCAUAGAGAGGCUGCGGGACAAGAAGCUGUCCCCCAUCACCUACCCGCAGGGCCUGGCCAUGGCCAGAGAGAUCGGUGAGGCUGGGGGCCGUGAAGUACCUGGAGUGCUCGGCGCUGACCCAGCGGGGCCUGAAGACGGUGUUCGACGAGGCCAUCCGGGCCGUGCUCUGCCCCCCGCCGGUGAAGAAGAGGGGGAAGCGGUGCACCAUGUUCUGAGCUCCCGUUCCGUCACCACGAGCAACAACCACUACUGCUGUGAGAGAAUGAGAGAGAGAGAGAGACCUGGCGAGAGUGAGUGUGCACUGCUGAGAUUAAGAUUCUUUCCUCUGAUGUUUUUCAAAGUGAUAUUGGCAACGACACCAAUAUUCGAUCACGCGUUUUCUACCAUUACUGACUAGUUCAUAGCUUUUGAAGGACACUGACUGUCCCUCUGAUGGGGGGUUCUGUUACUCGUCUUCGUACCGCCGCAUCUCUCCUUUCUCAGCCAUGCUUGCUUGAUUUAACGCAGUGACUAGCUAGAACGUGAACUGUGAAUAAACCUUCCGAUUGGACGUUACCCUCAGCUUCUGAUCUAAGAUCAGCAUUUGCAAACAAAAUACUACUGCCUGCCUUUAUGUAUUACACUAUGUAUGUAUAUAUGUUGAGGGGCAAUCGCAACUAAGCCUUAAGUUUUGCCUGUGGCGGCACUGGGAUCACGGAGCUGAGAUCUGUUGGAGACAAGAGGUCUGAGACGAGUUCAUCCGAUGAACUGAUUCCAUACAGAAGUGAAACGGCUUAAAGUGACUUCUUGGGCCUGAAACGCCUACAUUCAGCAGAUUUACACAGUGAGCAACAUGGAUUUAAGAGAUUAGGGCAAGCUAUGAAAUGUGAUAUGUGAACACCUACUGAAUUACACAAUAAGGUACAAUAAAAGAAUCGAACCAACAUCCAUCUGCAUGGCCGCGUGGUAAACCAUGAAGUCCUGUGUUGCCAUGUUUUGAUUUUAAGAGCAUAAAAGACCUUUGGAAAACCGAUGGAAGACCUUUUUUACAGCCUGUCGUGCAUCAUCACAGAUGCUGUUAGUAGAUCGACACUUAUUAGUUGAGGCUUUAACUGAAUUAACACACGGUUUUAUUUGAGGCCAUGGUGGUGUUGUAGGCUAGAAAGGUUCUAACGAGUCCUGGGAGUUUGGGUUUUUGGGGCCUAACGGCUCACUCUUGCCCAUUUAACAUAGACAGGACAGACAAAUAGCUUCGUAACUCGUUUUCCUUUGAUGGCCAUCAUGCAAAUCUGUUUCUUGAGCACACUUGGGAUCUGAUCUUAGUCAGGCAUCUCGGGGUAACUUCAUCUAACUGUGAACACGUGACUGAUGAGCAUGCCAAACGUGGGGGGCUGUACAACCUCGCUGCCUGAAUUCUGCCUCUGGGGGUGGGAGGGUUCGGAGGAGCCUGCAUGGGCGGAAGAAAAUAGUUCUGUCUUAAUUGAUCUCAUUGUUUAGAUUGUGUCUCUAAUCCUCUGCGGGUGAGUGGGUGGUGACUUUUCGUCCCAGGCGUGUGUGCGCGUGUGUGUGUGUGUGUGUGUGGACGACCUUCGCUUAGCAGCAUCAGUGCGACAGCUUUGUUGACAGUUUGGAGUUAGUGCUUAAGAGACAGUAUUGUUUUAAGCCAAGUUUUUUAGUGUCCAGUUUUUGGUACUGUUUCAUAUUGUAUUGUAGUAACACACAAGACUUUUCAACACUCUGUGGACAUGAAGAAAGAAAAAAAAAGUGACGCUCAGAUCUAGUGAUGUACAGAAUAAUCCUUAGAACACGAGUGCGUUAUGAAUACCUAUCUACAUGUACCUGAAUAUUUAGCUCUUGAAACUAAAACAGUUUAAAUUAAAGGGACUAUAGUCGCUCAUGUUGAAGUUAGAAGUGUUGGUAACAGUGUACAAUAAAGGAGCCGACCCUCGUGCGGUUUGUCUUGGCGGCAAACGGCGCAGACGGCCCUUUAUGUAAUGCAUUUCUGUGUGGUUGCAGGCGGCGGUGUGUUUGUCUCCCCCUCGCGGCGAGACGCGGCACUGCGGCCCACUCCGUCACGCUGUCUUUUGGUCGGCAUAGCAAACUGUGUGGUUGAAUCAUGUCCUGUGAUCCUGAAUAGCUAAGGUGUCAAAAUGUAGCUGAGAAGCGCAGCAAAAAAAAAAAAGAUGAUAAUCAAAACUACUAUUGCAUGGAAGUUAUUUGACACACUGUAAUUCUUAGGAGCGAUUGUACGAUGAAAUGCAUUGGCCAUGUACGUAUGUAAUGUAAGAUGACUUGUAUAGUUGUUCCAGCUGUUUGUCUUAUUUUUUAUUACUUCACAUUUCUGUGUGGUGAAAUAUUUCAACUUUUUGUAUACUAAAUACAAAUGUAUAUGUAAGGUA